AUGAUUCGUAUGUUAUUAAUAAUAUGUUUAAUAUUUCUAAUUGAAACUGAUGCAAAACGUCAUCGUUGUGUCAAUAGUGGUGUACUAUUUUCUGAUAAAAUUAUGCGUUCACCAAUUGUUGUUUAUGGUCAAUCAAUAUCAAAAAAAAUCCACUUUGAAACAAAUACUGAAUUACUUUUUAAUAUUACAUUUCGUGUUGAUUGUAUUUUGAAAGGAGAAGAUAUUGAAAAUCAAAUUGAAAUAACUGAAGCAGGUAUUAAAGUGGGUCAUACAGCUUGUCAAUGGCUUGAACCCGGAGAACGUUAUAUUGUUUUUGUUGAAAAAUGGGGAACAAGCAUGAAUAGUUAUCGUCCACUUGAUUUUCAAGAAGUUAUGGUUGAUAAUAUGACAUAUGAAUUGUUAGAAAAAACAUGUCAUUUAACACGUAUUUCACCAUUACAUUCAAAAAUAAAUAAAUGUCCUAAUGUAUCAAUAAGUGAAUAUUGUCCUCAUGAUGACAUUGAUACAAGUAUAACAUCAAGUGAAGAACAUCCAAAUAAUAUAAAUUUCAAUGUUAAAUCAUCUUAUUUUGAUGAUGAUAAUAAAUUUUAUCGUCAAUCCAAUGUAACCAUAAUAAAAGAUGGAUCUAUAAUAACACAAAUUGAAAAUUAUUCAAAAAGUAAUGCAUAUGCAUUAACAAUAAAUUGGAUUUCAAUGAUAAUAAUAAUUAUUAUUGUUAUGAUAAUGUUUAUCUAA
Rotaria sp. Silwood1 is the source of this 735-nucleotide messenger RNA. The record is from the annotation of a GenBank genome assembly. NCBI's taxonomy places the organism in Eukaryota, Metazoa, Rotifera, Eurotatoria, Philodinida, Philodinidae.